Molecule: messenger RNA, 2941 nt
Organism: Harmonia axyridis
Lineage: Eukaryota; Metazoa; Arthropoda; Insecta; Coleoptera; Coccinellidae
Gene: crm
Product: protein cramped
Exons: 12
Coding region: 188-2887 (899 amino acids)
Biological process (GO): pattern specification process
Cellular component (GO): nucleus
Molecular function (GO): chromatin binding
Source: RefSeq, a predicted model, not a curated record
UUGCGCCUGCUCAUUAGUUGUUCCACUUAUAUGCCUAUUUGUAUUUGUAGAGCUUAAACUAUUUUGUUUUUUCUUAUUGAAAAAUGUUUUGGGGUGAUUAUUUUAAAUAUAUGGUGAUGAGUUUAUCAUCAAAAUAGUUUGCAGUUUGUGUGACAAAAUUUAAGGAAGUAGAGUUAAUAAAAAAAAAAUGAAUAAUGAAACCAAGAAAGAAGAAACGAAUUUGGAUGUGAUCCACCGCAUAAAUACUGACAUUCUCCUGCAAAAUAUACCAGUUGAUGAAUUACUUGGAUCUGUUACCACUUAUUCUGAAGGAAAUGACAAGAAUCAAGCACUACGUUCCAGUGCUCGAGUAUUCAAGAAAAUCAAGCUAGAUGCUAAUUUACUGAAUACUGCAAGCACUUCUGAGAAAUCAGGCACUGAGAAGAAAGAAGAACAGAAGCCUGAUCAAACUCCACAGAAAGAUCAGCGAAAAUUCAAUAUUAACUGGGUAACAGAAGAAGUCACUACACUAUUCUUUGAAGCAUUAAAUGAAUAUGGAAAAGAUUUCGAGAAUAUCCAUUCUUCUAUCACACAAAAACUUAAAAAAAGAGGUGUUUCGUAUCAGUUCACAAGAGAUCAUGUUAGACAUCUUUAUUACAGGACAUGGCACAAAAUUUCCAAGUAUUUGAAGUUUCCUGAUGGUGUGAAAAAGAACAUCCAAGAGUUAUAUGGUCUCAUUAACUAUGGUGAACUAAGGAAGAAAACAAUAACUACAAAAAAAAUUUAUUUCAAAUUGAAUGAGUUGAUUCAUGUAGGGUGUGUUGCCCUUCGGGUGAAAGGUAAAAUGGUUAGGGUGAGAACUCCUAUGUGUCCAGCUCUUCGAAGAAUCAAUAAGCUAGAUGACAAGGAUGAUGAUUUGAAGUUACCACCAAGAGUGGUAGUUCAACUCCAACCUCGAGAUAUGCAAGCAUUUCACAAGGUUCAAAGUUUCGCUUUGAAUCCAAGAAUAAAAGCAGUAUUACCUUUACAAAAGAAGCUCAGUACAUUUAUCAAUUGUGUUGCAAAAAGAUGGAAAGCAGCAGAAAUUGAAUAUUUGAAAAAUAAUUAUACGAUGGAAGAAAUAUCAACGGGAGAGAACGACGAAGAGGAUUUUGAUAUAGAUGCCAAAUUGAUUACAUCACAAUUGAAGUUUGCUCCACCUAAAAAUGUAAAACUAAACUUGCCACGAACUGAUGUAUGUGAUUUCAUCACAAAAGACAACAUCAGUUUGAAAGCUUAUGAAGAAAGGAUGGGGAUAGACGGUUCUAAACUUAUUGAGAAAAAGGACUGUAAGAAAUCGACACAGAAGAACCGUGUGGAAAGUUCUUCAGAAACUAUCACAAAGUUACCAAUUAAAUUAGAAGUUAAAGAUGAAGAUCAACUUCUAUUGGAUCAAAAUGGAAUAGAAAAUAUUCCAAUGUGCACUACUUCACCUAGUACUGGGCAUACUCAAGUUCACCAAAUCACUAUAAAAGAAGAAUUAUUUCCUCAAAAAGAGAAAUAUACUACUGGAAUUGAAGAAGGCAAUAAUUUUCUAAUGAGUGAAGAGAACAAUCUAAAUCUACAGGCCACCCCAAAUACACCAAAAUCAGUUAAAUUCAAGAAGGAAAUUGAAAAUAUCGAAGUACCUUCCACUGAAUCAUCUCGCACCAAGGUGGAUAAAUUACAAGUUGCUUUGAAUUCUGAUGAAAUUCUAGACAAUAAUAAGAAUAACAAAAACAUAUCUGUUGAAGAACAAUUACCUAAAUUAGCUGAAAUAAGAAAUGGGUGGACUGUCGAAGACUGUGAUAACUUAACUAUAGGUGAACUUUAUUUAAUGUUUGGUUCAGCAUCAAAUUUGGUUCUCGAAUAUCAUUGGGUGAAAAAAGUAGUUCCGAAUAUCGAGAGGGACUCGACAGAACUGGAAAUUCAACCAAGUGUUGUCCUAUAUAACAACUUCGGAUUUAGUGAUACAUUGAGAAAGCUUGUGGACAUCAUGCAAAUGCAGCAGAAAAAGGUUGCGUCCAAAUGUUCUUGUGGCCAUGUAUGUUCGCCUAAAAAUGGGGUUCCCAAGAAAAAUCAUACGAAAGUUAGUGAAGCUGAAGAGAAAACUGGUGUGGAUGAAAAUGUACCAGAAACAGAAGUACCGCAAAGUUUGGUGGUGAAGAACAAUGAAGAACAAAAACAAAAAGUUCCUCAGUUUGAAGAUUUUGUUAAGCCACAGUGUAUACCUCCUUCUGAUCAGUUGAAAGCCCAGCUUGAUAGAAUUGAAAAGUUGAAACCGAAAUACAGAAAAGGUCGUAUACAGAGGACAAAACAGUUUGUCGUUGAAAGGGAAUUACCAUUGAUGCCUAAAGCAAGUAGUGGUCAUCAAAUAGUUCGUAUGAAUAUCAUUUCUCACAACCAUAAUAAUUCCACCAACCAGCCCAGCGUCAAUGUUGAAGAGAAAAAAGUGGAAGCUGCCACCAUAACAAUUGAGAAGGAUGACAAGUUUGAAAAAGUUGUAUAUAUGGAAGAAAAUUGUAAUCAACAUCUUGGUGAAAUGGAAAUGAAAGAAGUAGCUGCCAACGAUGACCAAGUAGCAAGCGCAUGUAGAGCAAAUAAUUUAGAAGUUUUCCUGGACACUACAAGAUCUCUCAGUCCCUCAACAUUACUGAAAGAAAAUGAAAAUCAAUGGAUAAGCUCAGAAGUUGCAGAUUUUUCACUGAGUAGUUUCUUGGGUCAUUUGGAAUCCCCAAUGAAAACUCAAGAUGAUGUCUCGAAUGACGUAGGUUAUUUAAACCAGAUGAUGGAUUUUCAAUUGAGGUCUCUUUUAACUGAGAACAGUUUCGAUUACACCGCCAAAUUUGCUGAUCUGGCGAAAAAAGUAGUAGGUGACACAGCAAACUAAUUUGUUAUUUUAUUGGAUAUAUAUUUUAUAAAAAUAUAGUACUAUUUAUACGUC